CAAAAAACUGAUAAUCACAGAUUCAAACACAUAUCCAAAGUAAACAUGAAACAUCAACAUAACAUAAUUAUUAUUCAACAAUACUAGUUGAUCCUUUUACAUUUGUCCACCUAUUUUACUGUCCUACUUUCACACACUCGUUUCCCCACCGCCGUUCACUCCAUCCAAUAUGUCAACCGAACCAUCACCGCCGCCGUCAGCCACCGCUAUUAAUUUACCGGCUGAUCCGUUAACCGGCGAAUUAAAUCGACAAAAUUCAAAUAAUAAUCCAGAGGUCAAGAAGCUGAAAAUUGAAGAUUUAAAUUGGGAUCAUUCAUUUGUUCGUGAGUUGCCUGGUGAUCCUCUAAACGACAUCGUUUCUCGUGAGGUACUUCAUGCUUGUUAUUCCAGAGUAUCUCCAUCUGCUGAAGUAGACAACCCUCAGCUGGUCGUUUGGUCAGAGUCCGUUGCUGAUAUUCUUGAUUUAGAUCCUAAAGAAUUUGAAAGAUCUGAUUUUCCACAUCUGUUUUCGGGAGCAUCUCCUCUAAAAGGAGGGUUAUCUUAUGCUCAGUGUUAUGGUGGACAUCAGUUUGGAGUGUGGGCUGGACAGUUGGGCGAUGGGCGGGCGAUCACACUUGGUGAGCUUUUGAAUUCCAAGAACCAAAGGUGGGAGAUUCAGCUAAAGGGUGCUGGGAAGACUCCCUAUAGCCGAUUUGCUGAUGGUUUAGCGGUUCUACGUAGUAGCAUUCGGGAAUUUCUUUGCAGUGAAGCAAUGAAUAGUCUGGGAAUUCCAUCCACUCGUGCACUUAGCCUUGUAAUGACUGGAAAGUUAGUGAGCCGUGACAUGUUCUAUGAUGGUAAUCCAAAAGACGAGCCUGGUGCUAUCGUGUGCCGUGUUGCUCAAUCUUUUUUGCGUUUUGGCUCGUUCCAGAUACAUGCUAAAAGAGGAAAAGAGGAUCUCGCCAUUGUUAGAACUUUGGCUGAUUACACCAUUAAACACCACUUUCCUCAUAUAGAAAGUAUGAGCAAAAGUGAUGGCUUAUCUUUCUCCACUGGGGAAGGAAGCAGUGAUGUUGUGGAUCUAACUUCCAACAAGUAUGCAGCUUGGCUUGUGGAAGUUGCUGAACGAACUGCUUCAUUAAUUGCAAGAUGGCAGGGUGUUGGGUUCACUCAUGGUGUACUAAAUACUGAUAACAUGAGCAUAUUAGGGCUCACAAUUGAUUAUGGUCCUUUUGGAUUUCUUGACGCCUUUGAUCCUAGUUUCACUCCCAACACCACAGAUAUUCCAGGGAGAAGGUAUUGCUUUGCAGAACAACCUGAUAUUGGCUCAUGGAAUAUAGGCCAGUUUGCAUUAGCUCUUUCAACUGCUCAACUAAUAAGUAAGCAAGAGCUCAAUUAUGCCAUGGAAAGAUAUGGUAGUAAAUUUAUGGACGAGUAUCAGGCUAUCAUGACCAAAAAAGUUGGCUUGCCAAAGUAUAAUAAAGAACUCAUUGGUGAACUGCUGAACAACAUGGCAGUUGACAAAGUUGACUACACAAACUUUUUCAGAUUACUCUCCAGUGUUAGGGCUGAUUCAAAUGUUCCCGAUGAAAAGUUGCUAGUUCCGCUUAAGGCUUCUUUGCUAGACAUUGGCAAAUCACGAAAAGAUGCUUGGACCAGCUGGGUCAAACGUUAUAGAGACGAGAUAUCUACUAGUGGUAUAUCGGAUGAAGAAAGGAAAGCGUCAAUGAAUUCUGUGAACCCAAAGUAUAUUCUCAGGAACUAUCUAUGCCAGAGUGCCAUUGAUAUGGCUGAACAAGGUGACUUUGAAGAAGUGAGACGCUUGCUGAAGGUCAUGGAAAGACCGUUUGAUGAGCAACCCGGUAUGGAAAGAUAUGCUCGGUUGCCUCCUGCAUGGGCUUACCGUCCAGGUGUUUGCAUGCUUUCUUGUUCCUCAUGAGGGCUCUUUUGCCCACUAGAAAAGAAAUGUAAACUAUAUCAAAGAGAGUUCCAUGUGCAUAAUAGUAAAGUUAUGUGCUAAAAGGGUUAGUCUUUUAGGAUUUUCAUGUUGUGACAGUUACAAAUUUUACCCUGUAAUAUGUUUGCUUUGGGGGGUAUUUAAUAUAGUCCAAACUCCUAAGGAUACAAGAACUCAAAGUAAAAGUGUUACAUUGUUGUGGAUUUCUUGAUUUUAGUAUGAAGAAAAGUAUAACCUCUUACUUA
This is a messenger RNA of Erigeron canadensis, 2181 nucleotides long. RefSeq names its product protein adenylyltransferase SelO-like. Lineage: Eukaryota; Viridiplantae; Streptophyta; Magnoliopsida; Asterales; Asteraceae. The record is from RefSeq and is a predicted model, not a curated record. The transcript has 8 exons. The coding region runs from base 170 to 1918 and encodes 582 amino acids.